Molecule: messenger RNA, 5836 nt
Organism: Lottia gigantea (owl limpet)
Lineage: Eukaryota; Metazoa; Mollusca; Gastropoda; Lottiidae
Exons: 16
Coding region: 109-2070 (653 amino acids)
Source: RefSeq, a predicted model, not a curated record
AUGACUUCAUAAUUCAAUCAAAAAAUUGGAUAUAAAAAGACUGUGAACGUUCACUCUUGGCCAUAACUUGAGAGAUUCUAUUUGGCAUCAGGGUCAUCAUUGUUAGAGAUGAUGAAGCUGUUUGUAAUACUAGCGUUAUUAGCUGGUCAGUCAUUGGCUGAUAUAUAUCUACACAAUCCCCGAGGUAGUAACGAUAGACUGAAUGAAAAGUCUGCUCAACGGGCGAACGCCAACAGAUUAUUUGACUCUCAGAAUAACAAUAGAGGAGGAUACAAUGUAGGAGAUGUAACAAGUGCCCCUCAUGGAAAAGAUGCUAGUAAACAAUAUAAAAUGGCCUAUUUCCAAAGUGAGGCUGAUGCAGAGACUAUAUUAACAGUAGAGUGGUAUAAUCAACAUGGUUGUGGAGGAAAUGAAGAUGAUAACCCACAGAAACAAAAUUGUAGAUUGGUUUUACAGUAUAUGUGCCAACCAGAAGGAACUACUGAAGAUGUUUUGAGAAAUGGCGUGGUCACUAAUACCCAAGAUUACAACCGUCCCCCAAACAGUAACUACAAUCUAGCCAAUCGUAACUCCCGAAAAAAUAACAACGUGAAAGCUGAUCGAGGUCUUCAGGAAUCUUGGGAUUGGUAUGAGGAGUGUUUUGUCAGAGAGAGAAACAAGGGUUUAUUUACUGCUGAUCAGAAUCUCCGUGGCAACAAUGGAUUAGGCUACAGUUCUGCCAUCUACACUCGACAGAAUCCUAAUGGUAACCGAAGAGGCUAUGAGUGCCCUGAAGAAAGAGACUACUUCCCCUAUUGGCAUCCAACACAAUGGAAGGACAUUGCCAUUUUAGCGGAAAAUGAAACCUUAUGCAAUCCUUUAAUAGCUGAAAGUUUUAACAACAAACCUUAUGGAGCCUGUUUACAGAAAUUCCCUAAUAGCCAAGUUCGUAAACCAUCCCGCUAUAACAAUAAGGAAGAAUGUGAAGAGAAUGGUCUUGACUGGGUCGCGUUUCAUAAUUACUUAGAAAAGGAUAAAACAGCUUCAACCCAAGCAGCCUGCCAAGCGAAAUCUACAAAUAAUAUCGAGUAUACAUGGGCGAUACCUUACGAUUCCACAACUUUCACUGCUGAAUGUUUGGUUAAAGUACCCUCCCCUCAAUGUCAAGAAGCUCCUUGGUCACGAUCCAACCAUCUUGGAAAUGGUAUUGGUGGUGAAAUGAACACUGUUCAAUGGACGCUUCCCCACUUUCCAUCUGGUCAGGUUCAAAACUGUGUCAUGAGAAUGAGAUAUAAUAUUAGUACUGAUGAUUAUGACCCAUUUAAUACUGAUUCUGAAUUCAAUGGGGCAGACAAUUCACCAGUCACCAACAACCCAUACGUUGAUAUCGGUGUGGGCAGAGGACCUUUACGUCUAGCCAUCAACACGGCUCAAUUUGGCAGAGUCUUCCAAGAUCGUACUCAUAUCUUCCAAUUGAAACCACGUCCAGAUGAUAUCAAAGAUUUCCGUAUCUUUAACGUGAAUGUCCGUGGAAAACGUGGUAACAUUGUUCAAGUCUACCCAGCUGUCGAGUAUGAUUUUACUCCAACUGAUUUAGAAGUCACGGAAAACGAUUUGGUUCAUUUCCAAUGGACAGGUUCAAACACCCACAACAAUGGCCGACCAGGUGGUGAUGGGCAAACGGGUGAUGCUGGUGAGGGCAAAUCAGGAUCUGACAGACACAAUAUUUUACAAAUGGCCGACAGGAAUGAAAAUUUCCCUCUUCCAUUCGAAAAAACUAAUAUGUGGGAUAAUGCUGAAAUUAAAUGGAUAUAUCACGGUAAAAACGAUGUCUCUGCUCGUGAUCUGGCCCUCAAUAUGGCUUCCUCUGGUUAUUACAAAUGUGUUUCUGCCACUGACUGCCCAGCAGAAUCAUUCAAAGAUUUCUUAGUUGACACCAAAGACAAGAUGCAGGUAACCCUUGACAACACUCCAGCCUCCUACCCAGGUGUGGUCCUCAAGUUUAAACAGGGCAAAUACCACUAUAUGUGUACACGAAACAACAAUUUUACCAACAGAAGUCAAAAAGCCACCAUUACUGUUGCAGCUUAAAAAAUUCUUUGUUAUAAUUGUUUGUUAAAUUUUAAGGUCCUCAUAUUUUUCUGAAAAUUACUAACAUUCCAUUUUUUUUGUCCAUUUGUUAUCGAUUGUUAAUUCAAAAUUUUUUUCUUAAAAUUUUUUGUGUGAGACUAUUAAACAAAACUUAAAUGUUGACAGUUGUCUGAUUGGUCAGUCUGAUGCAAAAGUCAUAUUUGCAAAUAUGUUCUUGAAUUCUUGAUGUAAACGAAAUGAAUGGAGUUUUACGUCCUACAUUGAAGGAAUCAACAUGAACUGACAUGAGAAUGAUGUUUAAGCACAUGGUACAAAAUGGCAGAAACUUUGAGCUAAACACUCAUGUUUUGAUGCAAGGAUUUAACUAUAUUCUCCAAUCAGAUGGCUGUAUUUGACCUCAAGUCAUGAGAUAUUUGGGAAAUGUUUCCAUGCUUUUGAAUUGAAGGCUUUCAUUUGGUCAUGUAAAAUUUUGAAUCAUAUCCAAGAUCUCUAUGCAAUUUGUGAUUAUUUUUUUAUGAAUUUUGUUACUGCUUUGUAAAUCUGCUUUUAAUAUUAGCUUAGAAAAAAAUAUCAGCUUUGUAAAUUUGCAUAAUUUGUAAAUACAUGCAUAAUUAAAAUAUCAAUAUCAAUGAAGAUAGUAUUGACCUCGGUGCAUAAUAAGGUUACAAAUUAUGUGCAUAAUUAGUAUUGACCUAAUUGCAGCAGGACUGCUCAAUAUGUAAAUUUAAAUAAUUUAUUCUUGAUAUUUUGCAUAUUUAAACAGUGUUCAAUCAUUUUCCCGUCCAGUGUUCAAAAUAAGCUACAAGAAUCUCUGAUCCAUCUUAAGGUCAAAAGGUCAAAUUUCAAAAUGACAAAAUAGAGGUACAUCCAGAGACCUAGUUUUCUUCAUUUUUCAUACAUUCUAGAUGAAAAUCUGUACAAGAAUUCCCCAAAAAAAAAGACCUAGCUUUCCUUUUGACUGGAUGUACUAAAUCUAUGUUUGUUCAUAAUAUUAGAUCUUCUGAUCUGACUCGGAAACCCACUGAGAUUUUCCUGCCUGUGCCUGUUCCUUUGUAAAUCAGGCUUAUCAUGUAUGUCACUGUUACUAAUAUAUAUAUAUUGUUAUGAAAUAAUCUGCUGGGACAGAGUACAAUAAAAUAUCUAGCAAUUUCAAAAAAAAAAAAAAAAAAAAACUGUAAAUAAUUAUAUUAUGUUGUUGAGAAUUGUUUACUGAGUUUUUUUGUAAUUUUAUAUUCAAUCCAUUUUUAAAUGUUUUGUCUAUUUGAAUGAGACUUGUUGUAUUUGUUUUACAAUACUGUACAUGCAGUGAGUGACGAGUGUUGUACAAUUUUUGGGUCCCAAGCAGAACUAUUUACGGGUUAGAUUCAGUUGGUUCAGUACGGCUAAAUUAAAAUGCAUUUCAGGAAAUUACUUAUUGGGAGAAGGGAAUCCUAAAGUUAUUUAUUUUUGUUUGCAGAUAUUAGUUGGUAUCUCUAGUCAAAAAGCAUUUAAAUUCAUUUUUUUUUUACCACAAUCUGGACAUAAUACCUGUUAGUUCACAGUGGGUCAGUCAACCUGCAUCACAAUGAGUCAUUUAACUCGGCAAGUCACUUAACUCACAGUGAGUCAAGUAAUAUGCCUACAGUGACUCACUUAAUUUGCUUUCAGUAAGUCAGUUUACUCGUUUACAGUGAGUAAUUUUACUUACAGUGAGUCAGUUUACUCACUUAUAGUGAUUCAGUUAACUCGAUUAUAAUGAGUCAAUUUACUAGCUAACAUUGAGCCACGUAACUCACAGUGAGUCACUUAAGUCAUUCUUAGUGGCCAGUUUACUUGCUUGCAGUGAGUCAGUUUACUAGCUCUUAGUGAGUCAAGUAACUCACUGGUGAGUAUAAUUAAUUAAAAUAUAAAAGAUACUGAGGAAAUAAAGUGUAUGUGUUGAAUGAAAGUGUUCAAUGGACAUGUUAUAAAAUUUCACAAAUUUGGAUAAAUAAAGCAUAAUUGUUGAGUUUUGUAUUAUAUGUAAAUUAUAUGCUUGGAAUUGAAAUAAACAUAAAAAUUACAUUUGCUUUUUAUCUGUGGGUUCUCAAUAAGGGAUUGUUAAAAGGUUUUCCAAACUUUUUAUAUAUAUCAGGGACAUUGAUAACAUCAAUUUGCACCAUUCUGUCUGUGUUUCCUGGAAUUCCAUUCAAAUAAGCAUUUGAUGUCUGCUAAUAUCAUAUAAGCCAUUGCAAUAGUUUUGUCAUAAACGCUUAGAUUUUGCAGGAACCACAGACAUCUGAUAGAAUAUUGGAAUGGUGUAAAUCGAUGCUAUCAGUGUCCCUGAUCCACAAAGGUUUUAGAAAAGCUCUUUUGAAAUACAUGUCAUAGCCCUAGUACAAUUCAUAAAAUAUGGUAUAAAUGGAAAAACAAAAUCCACUUCAAUGGGGUAUUAACAAAAACUGAUAUUUAGUUGAACACUAGGAGAAAGGAGUAAUCCUGUUUUAAGAAAAGUAGUUUAAGAACGCAUUACCCUUGUAAGAGAAAUUGUUUAGGAUUGCAAAACUCAUUUUCUUCAAAUGUCAAUCAAUGUUAUAGCCUUUAAAAAAUAUUCAGUCAUAAACAAAGUGGUCUGAUAUUUGUAUGACUUUCCAACAUCUGUUCAACACUUGUCUAUUACAAAAUUUGGCAUUCGCAGGAUUGGUUCCAAGUUCUCACUGCAAUUCUACUGUGAACUUUUAUGACAAUUAAAGAUGGGUUCCCUUAUUUUCAUUUAUGAAAAUGCUAAUACUCAUAUCUAUAGAAAGUAGAGGUAUUCUAAUGACUUGGAAAAUAUCAGUUUAUACCUGUGAAAAUUUGAAAUCAUUUUCUGACUGAAAAGAUCAGACCUCAGCACAAGGGAGAUGACUCUUAAGUACAUACCAUGAUUCAGACAACACUUUAUAAGUUUCCACCGUCAUCAAUGAUCUUAUACUAUUUCCUUCUGUUGUGCUCCCUAUUUGACUGGAGACAAGCAACCAUUGUGUUGUGCAAUGGUGCCAAACACCAUUGGAUUACUCUUUCUCAAAUUCAAACUGGAAGUGUAUUUAUUGACCGUAUUUACCAGCAUAUAAUCCAAUCAAAUCGCUGCAUUUACCAACUGUCAUGAUAAAAGGAAAUGCUUCAUGAUGUCAGGUCAUUGGACAGAGCUUUUAACACUUUGACAUCAGGGUUGUUGAUUUAUUUUUAUGUCAACCAGACACUUUUCCUUGGUCAUUGUAAAGUUGUAGGGAAUCAUAAAACUUGGGUUUAGUUUUCCCUUUAUGAUACUUAAAAAUAUAUAUUAGUUACAUUAACAACAUGGCUUUGAUUGGCUGUAUUGAAUAGAGUACAAGCCAAUCAAAGCUAGUAAUAGCUUGACAUUGUGUAGAUGAUAUCGUCCAGACUUAGCAUAGAUAUUCACUGAUUUUUACAUUCGUUUACAUCAGACGCCUCUGCCUUCACAUGUUUCACUUUUAAUUCUUUCUUUGGUUUUUCUUUCGCUUUUACCUCAAUUUUCGAAAUGUCCAUAAUUGUGUCUGUAACAACCUUAUUCUCCAUUUGUCCAUUUUCUGAGAAAACUUGGACAUCGUUUGAAAUGGACACACUCUUUUUGUACGACAUUUUCAUCAGAUUUUGAAGUUUCGGAGUAUCAGGCACAUUUUCUUUUGAAAAAAAUAGAUUCGCUCCUAAAUUUGGGUUCACCUUUUCCGUAAUUUUAGUUUCUGUUUGACUCGUGUCGACCUCGAGGGGUAUUUUUUCUUUCUUCUUUUGCAGAAUUUCUUUCUUG